AAGGAGGAGAAGCCAAGUGAACACAUCAAUCUGAAGGUGGUUGGUCAGGAUGGCCAAGUGGUGCACUUCAAGAUCAAGAAACAUACUUCCCUCAAGAAACUCAUCAAUGCUUAUUGUGAGAGAUCUAAACUUGUCCAAACGACAGUGAGGUUCAGAUUUGAUGGCCAGCCUAUCACGGAGAAUGAUACACCACAAGGCUUAGAGAUGGAGGACGGAGACACCAUAGAGGUGUUCCAGCAGCAGACUGGUGGUUUCUUCCUUUCACAUCUUGUGCUGUUGUGACACUUCCAUGCAGAAAGCUCUUGAGCUGGUCUUUAGCCCUCACUCCUACUGUCCUAUGAAGAAAGCAGUGUGUCUUUUGCCUACAGGAAUAUCUAAAGCUCAUUCACUAUAUAUUAUGUGAUUUUUUGUACAUUUCUUUUUCCUUUGUAUUCUUAUUUUUUUGAAAUUUAACCUCUGGUUUAUCUAAAAGGGUAGCAUUUAUCAUUUAUAUAUGACAUAUAAAGUAAUUGAUAUACCUGGAGAAAGCUCAGGUGGACUUUAUCAGAUUCAUCUCAGGUGAUCAUUUUUUUGUUAACAGUUAGAUUUGUUGAAAUGAUCCAAAUACUUUUAUCUUCAUUGGCAUAUUAUAGAUAAUGUGAUAUAUGAAGUCUGUUGUAGUAUUUGGAAGUUUAAAGAUGUCUUUUUCUGAUUUUUUUUAUACACUUCAUCAACUCUAAACCUUUUUCUUAAGCAAAGCUUUUUAUAUCCAUAGUAACUGAUAGCAUGUUUAUAGAUUGCAUUUAAUACUUUCAUUUUGUAUUAUGAUUUUUCUACAGCCCUUUCUUAAUUCUUCUAGCUCAUAUUUCUUACAUUCAUAGUAAAUGUAAGUCUUUUCCUUUUAGAGAUAUUUUUGCGAUAAACUACCCAAAUCUUUCCCAACCAUUGCCACUAUUUCUUACAAUGUGGGAUGGAGGAAGCAGUCUCACCAGCACUGAAAUAGCAAUAGCUUUUCAUGAGUAAGUGCUGUGAGUGAGAUGUGACUUAAUGUUGCAGAGGACACACUAUUACCUGUAUUGGUGAAGUUUCAUGUGUCAGUGAAGCAACAACAUUAAACAACAAAGCCAUUUCAGAGGACUGGUCUUGGCUUCUGAAUGUACAGAUUUCCGCUUAUUAUGUCUGCUAUCAGAUGCAGCUGAUUUCUUAUCUUUUUUUCUAAUCCCCACUUUUAUGUAUUAUUAUUAUUUUGUUUUUUUUUAUAUUUUCAUGAAGCAAAAGAGCAAAGGAUCUUUUUUUAUCAUCUGUUUAGCAUCAUGUUAAAUAGACAUGUAAUGAGAUAACUGGAUGAUGGUGCAAGCCUUUGAAUUAGUCAGUUUUGUAUACACUGAAAUGUGUGACUUUCCACAAAAUUGCAGCACAGAUUAUUACAUUUAUCUUUAUGUUUUCAUAAGGAUAUGUACCUGAAAAUUAGAGCGAUGCAAGAGUAAUGUGUAGAAAUAUUGAUGACCAUGCUACAAAAUGCAUUAUGAUGCAACUUGACAAAAGUGAGUUGUAGAAUGAGUCAGUCUAGAUGCAUUUCAGUCAGCCAUCAAGUAUUGAAGAUCUACAAAGCUGAAUAUAGGAUAUUGUGCAUUAAACUACACAUAUGUUGAACAUUUAAAAAAAGCAAAUAUUUCAUUUCCAAGCAAAAGUAAUUUGUUUGAGUUGGUUCUCAAGGAUAAGAACUUUCAAGUGAGAUAUGGGAAAACUUAAUUUGAUUUUUUUUUUUUUUUUUCAAAUUAUUAUUAAGGUAGUUUUGGUGUACAGAAUCCUCAGCUCAGGAAUAAACCAUUUAUUUGGAAAUGUAAAUUUUAAGUGGAAUGUAGACAAAGGUUACAAAAAAACAGAAUUUGAAAUGAGAGAAUUGAAUAGUUUCUGGUAAUUGACUUUUUUGUAGAAAAUCAAUUACAGAAAAUAAAAUUUUGUACAUAUGCUUAUACUUGUUGAUGUGGAUCAUCUUUUCACUAUUUUGUGUCCAUAAUAUUCUGGCUGUUAUGUUGAAUAUGGAUAGGCAAACAAGAUGUAGCAUCACUAAUCUCCAUAAUUAUAUGGAUAAAAUGUUUUGAACAGUAUGUUAUUAACACUGUCCAAUAAGCAUUUCAUACUUGUGUUU
This is a messenger RNA of Penaeus vannamei (Pacific white shrimp), 2131 nucleotides long. RefSeq names its product Small ubiquitin like modifier (gene Sumo). The record is from RefSeq and is a predicted model, not a curated record. Gene Ontology annotation, cellular component: nucleus. Gene Ontology annotation, molecular function: protein tag activity; ubiquitin-like protein ligase binding. Gene Ontology annotation, biological process: protein sumoylation. NCBI's taxonomy places the organism in Eukaryota, Metazoa, Arthropoda, Malacostraca, Decapoda, Penaeidae.